This is a messenger RNA of Closterium sp. Naga37s-1, 1494 nucleotides long. NCBI's taxonomy places the organism in Eukaryota, Viridiplantae, Streptophyta, Zygnematophyceae, Desmidiales, Closteriaceae. The record is from the annotation of a GenBank genome assembly.
AUGGCUGCAAAUGAUUCUACUCUUCUUCUCGCCCUACUUAUCCUCGCCACCCUCUUGCCAGUAGCUAUCACCACAGAGAACCAAGCGAAGGAUGACGACAUUUCUCAGCUUCCCGACAUCCCGGACGGCGACGAUGGCGACAUUGUGAAUCUGAGCGAGGCGUCGUUCGACGAGGCUCUUGGGCAGCACGAGUACGUUCUCGCAUUGCUGUACAACAGCUCGUGCCCGCGAUGCAAGAACUACAUGGUCCAGCUGCGGGAAGCGGCGGCGGCCCUGAAGGAGGCGGGCGGGGGGGUGUUGGUGGGCAAGGUGGACGCGGUGCAGCACGCGGGGGUGCUGCAGAGGGCGGUCGCGGAGGGGGCUGGGGACGACGGCGAGCCGCCGCUGUUCGUGUGGGCGGAGAAGGGACGCCUGCAGCCGUGCGAUGAGUUCCACAGCGAGGACGUGGUGGCGUGGGUGACGCGGAAGAGCGGGCGCAGCGUGGCCGUGCUGGAGCCCGCCUCGCCCUCCGACCUGCCCCCUCUCGACUCGCUGCUGGACGACUCCGUGACUGCGCUCGCCCUCGCUCUCGUGCAUGACACUCAGGGCACAGCAGCAGCGGAGUUCAGGGGCGCGUCCAAGGACGUGGAGGGGGUGCGGUUCGCGCUCACCACGCACGCUGCAGUGGCCACCGCGCUGGGCUGGCAAGGGGACGCUGCUGCUGCCCUGGCGCGUGCAGGCGCGGAGGGGGCCGUGGUGGCCGUGCUCAAGAGCAGAACCGACACCUUCCUUCCCUUCCAGGGACCACUGACGCGCAGGGCGAUAGCAGAGUUUGUGCAUGGCAACAGGCUGCCGCUCUUUGUGCACAUGGGCGAUGCUGCUGCUGAGGAAUUCGGGAAAAACACCAAGUGGCAUAUCGUGAUCUUCUGCCCGCGCACUGACUUCUCUCACUUUGAGGAAGCGCUGACUCCCCUGGCCAGGCAGCACGUGGGCAAGGUGUUCUUCAUGCUCGUGGACUCCAGUGACGAGGACACGUCAGGCCAGCCAAUGGACUACUUUGGCAUCCACGAGGGCGAGACGGCCGUGCUGGCUGUGGUCUCAUACACGGAGGAGGGCGAGCACCACGAGUCCAAGCACCGCCUCGCAGGGGAACCCACUCCGGCUAACAUGCAGGAGUUCAUAACAGCCUUCUUGGCAGGUGAACUGCCGCCCUACUACAAGUCCGACCCUGUCCCUGACCAGAACGAUGGUGUGGUGCGCACAGUGGUGGGCAGCACGUUUAAGGAGAUUGUGAUGGAUGAUUCCAUGGACGUCAUGCUCAUGCUGAGCUUUUCGGACGAGUGCCCGUCAUGUGACCAUCUGCUGCCGCACUUCACACGUCUGGCAGAGCGUCUCAACGACCGCCCCUCGCUGCUCUUCGCUGCCAUGGACUUUGCCACCAAUGAGGUGGCCGGCCUCGAGCUGGAGGCGUUCCCAACAGUCAUGCUCUACCCGGCUGGCAGGAAAUCCCACCCG